This is a messenger RNA of Peromyscus maniculatus bairdii (prairie deer mouse), 2938 nucleotides long. Lineage: Eukaryota; Metazoa; Chordata; Mammalia; Rodentia; Cricetidae. The record is from RefSeq and is a predicted model, not a curated record.
CCCUCAGCUCUGUGGAACAGACUUUGUGCACCCCCUUGCUUUCUCUCUCCUCACCUCAUUGAGCUGAUGCAUCUGUGUCCACUAAAGGCUAAUUCCUUCCUAACGCAGCCCUGCUUCCCUCUCGCACACUACAGGAUACGCCCACAUCACUCUGAGCAAGGACAUCAGUUCAAGCUUGUCUACCGGAUUCUGGAGGGAGGAUAGCACCGCAGGCAGGGGAGCCAAGCCGGAGACGACCAGCAGUCACAGUGCCCACCACAAUCAAGGGAGCCAGUCACCCUGUCCUGAUCAGCACAGCACCAUGGACUCUGCAGAGUAUGUGCUCUGUGGCUGGAAGGGCCAGCUGUGGCCUGCAAGGGUGCUGUCCAGACCCGGGACUUCAGCCCAUAGGAAGAGGAGAGGGGCAUCUUUCCUGGAGGUCCAAAUCCUGCCUGUGGGUGAGAAGACGAGAGUAAGGAGCACAGAGGCGAGGCCCCUAACCAAGUCUGAAACCGUAACCAUCGCCUCCUUGGCAGGAAAGGAGUCACAGGGCAAAAGCUCGCCGAGGCAGACCAGGGCAUACAGAAAAGCCCUCAAGGUGGCACUGGAUGUUCUGGGCGAGGGAACCUGCUUGUAUCAAGGAGGAAGGGCAGGUGGCAGAAGAACCAGCACAGCGGCGCCAAAGGUUCCGAAAGAGCAGGCCAGCUCCAGCCCACGCCAGCGCCUGCACCUCCAAGGGCGCAACCAGAAAGGCCAAGGGCUCUCCCACAGGAGUCCUGGGAAGUGGGGCCGCCCGGGAUCUGUGUGGAUGGGCUCACCGAAUAUGCCUGCAGUGCAAGGGGGGAAAGCCCGGGCGCACAGUGCUGUUGGGCACGCUCACUUUGAAAUGCAAGGAAACAUGCCAAGACGCACCAGAGUGUGGCCAGGUUCCUGCAAGACACCAGCAGGAAAUGCUGGUGAUAAUCCCAGCAAGAGAAAGCUGAGCACAUCCAAGCUCAGGUCUUUGAGCGCCCCGGCCUCCAGGGAGGGUGCCCGGGAUAAAAAUGAGCAGCAGGCUGCCUCUGGGCCACCGAGGCAUGUCUCUACCUUGCCCAGAGCUCCCAAACAACAAGUACGGUGCGGCAGCCUAGAGAUCCGGGCUAUUGGAGCCCAAAGGAAGACCACCCUCCCAGAGAACGAGGAGGACCCCGGCCGGGGGACCCCGAAACCAGACUCAAAGGGAGCAUCGGCAGCCUGCAUGCCUCCAAUCCCGAGGCUACGAAGAUCUCUCCGCAUUGCUACCCGGAAAAGGAAGAUCCAUGUGCUGUGUGCACAAUGCGGGCUCCCAGAAUUGGCAACUAAGAUGCACUCAAAGGCAACUAACACCGGGGUCAAGAGGAGAGCGGCUGGAGUUCAAGAAGACCGCCAAGCCACCAACGUGGCUUCUGCUCAAGAGCCGAGUACCAUCGAACGAGGCAUGCUGGUCUGGUUCAAAUUCCAGGACCUUCCUUUCUGGCCGGCGGUGGUCAAGAGUGUCAGCAAAAACGGCAAGAUGGCGAGGGUGCUGUUGAUCGAGGGCAACAUGCAGUUUGAGCACAGGGGUGUCAGAGUCCCUCUCCGCAAGCUGAAGCACCUGGACUGUGGAGCAAAAUUAUCGCUCCUGCGGAGAGCCAGCAGAGUGUACAGCCAGGGCAUCAGCUGGUGCCUCUCAGUGAUUGACCACUACAAAGAAGACCUUGCCUGUGGCUCCUUCCUGGGCUCCUUUAUGGACUACUACACCUCCCAAGCCAGUUAUCCGCUAAGGAGAGCCAUCCAAGAGGGCGACCUGCACAUUGAUUUCCCCAAGGUGAGCUAUGCCGACUUGGAAGAUUGGGAGGAGGAGACAGCCCUGGGUGGGAAGGGGCCCCGCAAGAAACUCCUGCCUGACCGCAUGAGGGCCGCUUGGGACAGAGCCAACCAGAAGCUAGUAGACUUCAUCGUGAAGAGAAAGGGGGCCGACCAGCACCUGCGGGACAUUGUGAAGGGCAGGAAACCGUCCAGGUGGCUGGACGACCUUUGGAAAUCAAAGAGGGAAGUCUUCUGCAUUGAGACCUACCUGGAGGAUGAGGACCAGUUGCAUCUCGUGGCCAGACACUUGCAAGAAAUAUCCAAGGAAGCGGAUGAGGCCCUGCUCUCGCUGGCAAGAGGAGACAAAGUCCGGUUUACCAUGGAGGUUCUUCUUCCAGAAGCAAUCAUCUGCUCCAUCGCUGCCCUCGACGAGCUUAGCUACAAGGAGGCAGAAGAGAAGUACCUGCGUGGCCCACCCGUGCACUACCGUGAAAAAGAGCUCUUUGACAAGACCAUCCUAAAGGCUGCCCGGAUGAGGUCAGCAUCCAGGAUUCGGGCUGCCAGGAACCCCUCUGCACCCUCUCCUUAGAAGGGAGCUUCCUCCUUUCAGCCAUCACCCCUGCAGCUCCACCUCCAAAAGAGGACCAUCUGGGAGACUCUGGGGUUUGCUAUGGCCACUGUGAAAGCUCCUCACUGCACACGUUUCUCCCCUCCCACCCACCCACCCACCCACACCCUCGAAAUAAAUGUUCAUGUCCAUGCUUGACGGUGCAGAUGUCCACAUCGGCUCGACAAUUCCUGUAAGCUUCAGGCCAGGCCUAGCCCUCUUUAGCCUGUGCCCAAGGCGCGGUGGGGGCGCCUCUCUGGAACGUCACCAGCCAUGGGUGGAGUAUUAGCUAGCUAUGCACAGCCUUGCACUCUCUGCACGGACCCCACGCACCCAGACAGCACACCAGGUCCCUGAUGACACUAUGUCUCUCUCCCUGUCCUCUCUAGGGUUCUAUGGAUGGGUCCGGAUUCCACUGUUUUCUCCAUUACCUCAUUCUUGCUCACUCACGUUGAAGGAGAGGAACAGAUGUGUGCUUUGAGCUGUGCUUUGAAGCCAAAGAAGGGGUUGGAAAUGUUGUGACCUCGGAGAUAGCCUGAUUUCAAA